Nerophis lumbriciformis (worm pipefish) is the source of this 5430-nucleotide messenger RNA. Lineage: Eukaryota; Metazoa; Chordata; Actinopteri; Syngnathiformes; Syngnathidae. The record is from RefSeq and is a predicted model, not a curated record.
AAGAUGACCAUAUUAACUAGAUGACCAUAGUAACUAUUUAAAUUACCAUAGUAACUAAUUAGAUGCCCAUAUUAACUAAUAAGAUGACCAUAGUAACUAAUUAAAUUACCAUAGUAACUAAUUAGAUGCCCAUAGUAACUAUUUAGAUGACUAUAGUAACUAGAUGAUCAUAGUAACUAAUUAAAUUACCAUAGUAACUAAUUCGAUGCCCAUAGUAACUAUUUAGAUGACCAUAGUAACUAGAUGACCAUAGUAACUAUUUAAAUUACCAUAGUAACUAAUUAGAUGCCCAUAUUAACUAAUAAGAUGACCAUAGUAACUAAUUAAAUUACCAUAGUAACUAAUUAGAUGCCCAUAGUAACUAUUUAGAUGACUAUAGUAACUAGAUGAUCAUAGUAACUAAUUAAAUUACCAUAGCAAUUAAUUCGAUGCCCAUAGUAACUAUUUAGAUGACCAUAGUAACUAGAUGACCAUAGUAACUAAUUAGAUUACCAUAGUAACUAAUUAGAUGCCCAUAGUAACUAAUUUGAUGACCAUGGUAACUUAUUAGAUUACCAUAGUAACUAAUUAGAUGACCAUAGUAACUAGUAUAUCAUGCAGAUUCCAACCAUUGAAAGACUUAGUAUAGUUGAAGACUUACGGUCAUUAGAAAACAUCACUGCACAUCAUAAUGGCAGCUACACAUAAUCCUUAAGAUCUAAAAAAAUUAUUGGGGAAUGUCCGGCGGGCCAGAUUGAAAAGCUUAACGGGCCGCAUGUGGCCCCCGGGCCUUCAUUUGCCCAGGUUUGAUCCAGACGGAGAGAACAUUCAAGCUGCCAGGGGUGUUUAACGGGCCCUCGCCCACGUUGCACCACAAGUUUACGCACGCGUGACGCUCGUGGUCAAGUCCUUCCCCACCCCCAAAAAUGUUGGGACUCCCAAAAUAUAAAAUGUUUCUCCAUACUUGACGCGCUUGCAAAAUAUGGGGAUUUUUCGUGCAUGUUGAGGGCCUCAAAAAGGCCUCCAAAUGUAUGAAAGAAAGAACACAGCAGUUUCAAUCGGGCCUAAAAUAAAGUCAAAUAAAGCCACUUCAGACUGCCAUCAUCGUUUGUAGCAAUUAGCAUCAACAUCUGAACUUGUGAAACCGAGUUCUUAACGUUUUGUGUUUUGUGGCGAACCAUCACAUCAAUGUUUGGCGCCAUGCCACGCCCACAUCCUAUCAUACGCAAAAUGUGCUUUGCAAUCCCUCAUAAGCCAUCAGUUUAGUCUCUGGUCACCCAAAGUGCAGAAGUGACGGUUUGAUUGGGCCGUUUUUGUCGCUAGGCUCCGCCCACUACGACUAGGGUGGAACAGGAAGUGACCCACUUCAGGGUGUCAUCAUUUCUACCACAGGAUCUGAAUUUGUGGAGCCCAGUUAUUAAAGUUUCCUGUUUUGUGGCGAAUCAUCGGCGCAAUGUUUGGCGCCAUGCCACGCCCACAUCUUGUGUCGUAGGUAAAAUUUGUUCACAAUUUAUGGUCACCUAUAUGUGUAGUAUUUGUCAUUUCAACUGCAACUCAUGUGGUCAAAGUCCCUAGGAGGAGUUGGUUAAAGUACGGCCACUUUUUUUUCAUCAGAUUUUUUCCAGCUGAGUGUUUACACUGCAAGUAAAAUGAAUUUGAUCAGACUCCAGUGUAAACGUGGACAGGCCCCAAUGUGGCCCCAAUGUGGCCUCGACGUCACUUGCAAGUGCAGUUGACCUCGAGGAAGUCGCUACUACUACUACAAAAUAAAAUAAGAGUCGCCACACCUUAAAAAUUAGUGUUUUUAGGUGAAAGUAAAGUAAUAUGAAAGGAUGUAUUUAGUGUAAUAUAUUUGGGAGGGUUGUAAUCUUUUUAUGUCUGUUAAGUAGAGGAGACUUCAGAGUGGAUCUAUGUUAGAUUUAUUUUUCAACUCACAUGUAAACAAAUACACCACAGCAUCAAUUCCGGUCUUUCAACUAUCGCUAUUUCUUCAGAAUGAAAAUAUAUAUUCAUAUAUUACAUAUAGACUAUUAUUUGUGCACUACUGACUAGUCAUGCACUGAAAAUGUGGUCGCCUUAAAUAGAAACCAAAACCAAAUGUGAUGAAAUAUCCACUUCCACUUCCACUGGCAGAUUGUACGAGUGACGUACUUUUCCCAAAGCUGACGUAAAAAGUCACAUUCAGGUCACCUUGCGUUUGGACUUAAGUCACAUUUAAAAGAUCAGAUUCAGGACUACCUCCUGAUGACUACAUUUACACUGCAGGCCAAAGUGUUUUUUUUUCAUCAGAUUUUUUCCAGUUGAGUGUUGACACUGCAAGUAAAAUUAAUUUGAUCAGACUCCAGUGUAAACAUGCACAGGCCCCAAUGUGGCCCCAAUGUGGCCCCAAUGUGGCCUCGACGUCACUUGCAUGCGCAGUUGGCCGGGAGGAAGUCGCUACUACUACUACAAAAUAAAAUAAGAGUCGCCACACCUUAAAAAUGAGUGUUUUUAGGUGAAAGUAAAGUAAUAUAAAGUAUGAAUGGAUGUAUAUAGUGUAAUAUAUUUGGGAGGGUUGUAAUCUUUUUAUGUCUGUUAAGUAGAGGAGACAUCAGAGUGGAUCAAUAUUCUUCAACUCACAUGUAAACAAAUACACCACAGCGUCAAUUGCGGUCUUUCAACUAUCGCUAUUUCUUCAGAAUGAAAAUAUAUAUUCAUAUAUUACAUAUAGACUAUUAUUUGUGCACUAUUGACUAGUCAUGCACCGAAAAUUUGGUCGCGUUAAAACCAAAUGUGAUGAAAUAUACACUUCCACUGGCGACCGUGUCUUUCCGGCGCACACGAGUGACGUAGUUUUCCCAAAGCUGACGUAAAAAGUCACAUUCAGGUCCCAUCGCCAUUUACCGUAUUUUUCUGACUAUAAGUCGCAGUUUCUUUUCCAUAGUUUGGCCGGGGGUGCGACUUAUACUCAGGAGCGACUUAUGUGUGAAAUUGUUAACACAUUACCGUAAAAUAUCAAAUAAUAUUAUUUAGCUCAUUCACGUAAGAGACUAGACCAGGGGUCGGCAACCCAAAAUGUUGAAAGAGCCAUAUUGGACCAAAAAUACAAAAACAAAUCUGUCUAGAGCCGCAAAAAAUUAAAAGCCAUAUUACAUACAGAUAGUGUGUCAUGAGAUAUAAAUUGAAUUAAGAGGACUUAAAGGAAACUAAAUGACCUCAAAUAUACCUACAAAUGAGGCAUAAAGAUGCAAUAUGUACAUAUAGCUAGCCUAAAUAGCAUGUUAGCAUCGAUUAGCUUGCAGUGACCAAAUAUGUCCGAUUAGCACUCCACACAAGUCAAUAACAUCAACAAAACUCACCUUUGUGCAUUCAUGCACAACGUUAAAAGUUUGGUGGACAAAAUGAGACAGAAAAAGAAGUGGCAUAAAACACGUCCUAGAACGUCGGAGAAAGUUAUACAUGUAAACAAACUAAGGUGAGUUCAAGGACCGCCAAAAUUAGUAGGACAAAACGGCGCUCGCCAAAUACUCGAAUCAGUGAAGCUGACAGUGUGCUUUAUAACAAUUAGGGAGGUUUGUGUCAUGUCAGGCUAAUCGCACCACUAGUUAUGCGAAUAUAGUUGUACACGUUGGCUCCAAUGACACUAGAAUGAGACAGUCAGAGAUUACAAAGAGAAACAUAGCCAGGACUUGUGAUCUCGCUAGAAAGAUGUCCAGGCAUCGAGUAAUUGUCUCUGGCCCCCUGCCUGCGAGAGGCAAUGAUGAGAGAUAUAGCAGAUUAGUCUCGCUUAACAAGUGGCUGGCUAGCUUCUGUAGACAACAGGGACUAACGUUUAUUGAUAAUUGGCCCUCUUUCUGGGGCAAACCAGGCUUGCUGAUGAGGGACGGCCUUCACCCUAACCAGGAAGGCGCCAUCAUCCUGUCUAAAAACAUAGACUACUGUUUAAGUCACAUUUGACUAACUACACUAGAGCAAGCCCGGUCACAGGCAAUUACAGAGCCUGCUAGUCCGGGUGAGGAGUCAGUUAAGCUAGAACUAGCCAGCGCCAGGCUGGAUAAUUCCUGUACGCAUAGCAAUUUUCUUAGAAUAACACACAACUCACAUAAUGUGUUUUCUGUUGUGAAUGUGUCAGGGGUAGAUAUGCAUUCUACUGAGGUGGCAAAUCAUGAUGCGUUCAGUCGAUCGCUGCAUCAAGCAAACAAUCUGAAAAUUCCCGUUGUAUCAAUUCCUAGAUAUGGUCGAAACUAUUUAAAGUGCACUACGUAUAAUAAACGCAACAUUAUUAAUAUUUCUACUACGGAUAAUUUAAACAAAAACUCGUCAAAACAGCCCAAUACUUAUAAUCUGGGCUUUUUAAACAUAAGAUCAUUGUCUCCCAAAACGUUAUUAGUUAAUGAGGUCAUUAGAGACAACAAUCUUAACGUCAUUGGUCUUAGCGAAACCUGGCUCAAACCAGACAAAUUUUUUGCGCUAAAUGAGGCAUCUCCUCCUAACUAUACGAAUGCGCAUAUUGCCCGUCCCCUUAAAAGGGGUGGGGGGGUCGCACUAAUAUACAAUGAAAACUUUAACCUUACCCCUAACCUAAAUAAUAAAUACAAAUCGUUUGAGGUGCUUACUAUGAGGUCUGUCGCACCGCUGCCUCUCGAUAUGGCUGUUAUCUACCGCCCCCCAGGGCCCUACUCGGACUUUAUUAAUGAAUUCUCAGAGUUCGUUGCUGAUCUAGUGACGCACGCAGACAAUAUAAUCAUAAUGGGGGACUUUAAUAUCCAUAUGAAUACCCCAUCGGACCCUCAGUGCGUGGCGCUCCAGACUAUAAUUGAUAGCUGUGGUCUUACACAAAUAAUAAAUGAACCUACGCAUCGCAACGGCAAUACGAUAGAUCUAGUGCUGGUCAGGGGUGUCACCACCUCCAAAGUUAUGGUACUCCCGUAUACUAAAGUAAUGUCCGAUCAUUACCUUAUAAAAUUCGAAGUGGUGCACUUUAAGGACCACUUCCCUGCCACCCACACCAGCGGUCAGACGGACGGACACGAAGACCACGGGAGGACUUCCUCGGAGAAGCCUGACCAGUAUGAUGAUGUCAUGGCACCAGUUGGCAGUAAGAGGAACCGUCCACAGUUUCUCAGGGGGCUUGGAGGAUGGAAUGCCUCAGGUGAGAAAACACCUGGUGGGCUUCUUUACCCGUUGUCAGCAAAGAGGACAAACUUUGACCCACUUGGCGCUGUGAUCCGGCGCAGCAUCACGCCGAGGCCAGUGUGUUCCGUAACAGGAUUUCUCCCAAAGGCCGACUUUCCAAAACUCCGCGUGAGAGUUGGGGCUCCGCUUUGUGGAUUUGCACCCCACCCUCCCCCCACCCCCCAGUGGCAGCAGGGCUCCCGGGGGCCCACCGUGCGCUCUGGCUUCUCCGUGCACGGCCGAGCAGAACAAGGACUAGCUGGUGGACGAGUGUUUGUCCAAGUCCACAGGCGGUGA